GUUGAUUUCAGUUCUAAUUCAUUAAAAAUUAAAGAUUUGGAUCCAUUCAUGUAUUUUACAAGCUUUGAUUCAGAGUUAAUAUAACUUUUUAGAUGAGAUUCGGUUCUGCCUUUCGGAUCCAAUUAUUUUGGUCGACCAUUUACUCUCCUUUCCUACGAAAACGAUAUAAUAAUUCAGAAAUCCUUUUAGAUAAAAGAAAAAGAAAAAAAAUCAAAAUCUUCAUCCUAUAAAACUAUAAACGUCUCUUCUCUCUUUCAUCACUGCAAGAAACUUAAUCACAACUCAUCCUUUUCACUCUCUCUUCUCAUUUUCAAUGGCGACCCAAGAUUCACAAGGGAUCAAACUCUUCGGCAAAACCAUUACAUUCAACGCCAGUAAUAUCACAACAACGACGAUUAAAAGAGAAGUGCACCAACAACAGCCAGAGGUACAAGCAACAACAGACGUCAGAUCAUCAUCAACGGAUCUAACGGUGGAGAAGCGUCCAGACAAGAUCAUAGCAUGUCCGAGAUGCAAGAGCAUGGAGACUAAAUUCUGUUACUUUAAUAAUUAUAACGUUAAACAACCAAGACACUUCUGCAGAGGUUGUCAGCGUUACUGGACCGCUGGUGGAGCUCUCCGGAAUGUUCCCGUCGGUGCCGGUCGCCGGAAAGCCAAACCUCCGGGCCGUGUCGGUGGAUUCGCCGAGUUUCUUGGGGCUGCGACUGCAGCGGUCGAUCAGGUCGAGCUUGACGCUUUGCUGGUGGAAGAGUGGCGAGCAGCUGCGUCACACGGUGGUUUCCGGCAUGACUUUCCGGUGAAGAGACUCCGUUGCUACACCGAUGGUCAAUCUUGUUAAAUAUUCUAAUUUAAAAUUUUAUUUUUCAUAUUAUUUGUUUUGGUUUGGGUUUGGUUUAAUCCUUUAGAAAGAACAUGGUUAAAUUUGCUUACUGGAUACGUACAGGCUAGCAUCAAAAAUUAACUAGUUGGUUAAUUAGGAGAGUUUAAUACUUGCUUGUCUACUAAACAGCUGUCGCGCUUUUUCAUCAAUCUCUCUUUAUUGAAUCGUCAGUUGUAAAUUGAAGCUCGUGGGAUUUUUCUUCUAUAAAGAAUUCGGAGUCGUUGACCAUCAA
Molecule: messenger RNA, 1112 nt
Organism: Brassica napus (rape)
Lineage: Eukaryota; Viridiplantae; Streptophyta; Magnoliopsida; Brassicales; Brassicaceae
Product: dof zinc finger protein DOF1.5
Exons: 1
Coding region: 314-838 (174 amino acids)
Biological process (GO): regulation of DNA-templated transcription
Molecular function (GO): DNA binding; DNA-binding transcription factor activity
Source: RefSeq, a predicted model, not a curated record